Gossypium raimondii (Peruvian cotton) is the source of this 2315-nucleotide messenger RNA. RefSeq names its product aldehyde oxidase GLOX1. The transcript has 3 exons. The coding region runs from base 123 to 2156 and encodes 677 amino acids. The record is from RefSeq and is a predicted model, not a curated record. Lineage: Eukaryota; Viridiplantae; Streptophyta; Magnoliopsida; Malvales; Malvaceae.
UCCCCUAAAUUCAUGCACUUUGUAACGUAAAAAUGCAUAUAAAAGGCGACGAAACUCUUUGUGAAAAAGCAGAGUCGUAGAUCCUAGGAAUAAUCUAGGUUUAAAUUAUAUAAAUAAUAAAAAUGGCGUUGUUUUGGAGAGGGCUUAUUAUAUUACCUCUCCUAUUUGUGUAUGCAAGCAGCCAUUUUAUAUAUACUAAACGACAUUUCGAUAAACCCGAGGUAGUCGGGUUCAAGGACCUCGAUUACCUCCACGGCGAUGGCGGUGGUUUCCUUAGUGGCCCCAUAGAAGCCGAUGAUGGUGUCAAAGCUUCGAAGACCGUCGUUGAAGCUGAGAGUGACGAUGAUGACAAUGACGAUGACGACGGUGAUAAGAAGAGUAAAAAGAAGAAAGAAAAGAAGAAUCAGAAGAAUAAGAAGGAGAAAAAGAAGAGCAAGAAAGACAAAAAAUACGAUGAAAGUUUCCAUACAUUGCCGGUCGAAAGCCUUGUAAACGAAAAGGGUGGUGACGGGAAUACCGACGAUUCGUCUCAACUCGUCGGCUAUAAUGUAGUGACGGCUCAAACUACGUUUAAGGGGAGUUGGGAAUUGUUCGUUGAAAACUCUGGUGUUUCCGCUAUGCAUGUGGUGUUGCUUCCGAAUAUCAAUCAAGCUUUGAUUUUUGAUGCCACGGUGUGGAAGGUGUCAAAGCUGAAAUUACCGGGACCACCAUGCCGACAUGUCGAGGGAACCAAUGAAGAAGAUUGCUUUGCACAUUCAAUCCUCUUAGAUGUUGAAACAGCACAUAUUAGGCCACUUAGGUUGAACUAUGACACUUGGUGUUCAUCGGGUGGUCUUGAUAUCAAUGGUCGAUUGGUAAGCACUGGUGGUUUUAACAAUGGCUCCGACACUGUGAGAAUCCUCGACUUAUGCGAUACUUGUGAUUGGAAAGAAUAUCCCGGUGCACUUGCAAAUGGAAGAUGGUAUGCCACACAAGUAACCUUAGGUGACGGUAAAUUCAUGGUGUUCGGAGGUCGAGAUUUCCCGACAUAUGAAUUUGUUCCACCAGAAGGCAAGAAAAACACUCAUCAAGAUGUGGUUGAUUUCAAUUUCUUGGUGGAAACACACGAUCCCGUGGAGAAUAAUUUGUACCCUUUCGUUUACCUUUCGACUGACGGCAACAUCUUCAUCUUCGCUAACAAUCGUUCAGUUAUUUUGAACCCUAAGACCCACAAAAUCAUCCACGAGUUCCCGGUGCUCCCUAAUGGUGCUCGUAAUUAUCCUGCGUCAGGAAGUGCUUGCCUCCUUCCGAUCAUACUCAAGCCUAAUGAGGAUCGUAGUGUGAUCCCCGCCGAGAUUUUGAUAUGCGGUGGAGCACCGCACGAUGCGUUUGAAAAAGCUGAUUUGCAGCGUCCUAAGGUGUUUUUGCCCGGGAGCUGUGAUUGUGCUCGCCUUGAUUUCACCAAAAGGGACAGCAAAUGGAAUAUCUUUAACAUGCCGUCAGCUCGUCUGUUGGGAGAUAUGGCAGUUCUUCCAACAGGAGAUGUGCUUAUUGUUAACGGUGCAAAAACUGGUUCAGCCGGUUGGGAUGACGCCAGGGAGCCAAAUUUGAACCCUGUUUUGUACAAAUUCCAAACUGAUGGAACUAGUCCCAAGUUCACCGUGCUUAACCCAUCCAACAUCCCUCGCAUGUACCACUCCUCGUUCGCUGUCCUCCCUGAUGCAAAAGUCCUCAUCGCCGGAAGCAACACGAACCCAGGUUACCUCGAUGAUGCAUUGUUUCCCACCGAAGUUCGGGUCGAGAAAUUCUCACCACAUUACUUGGACCCUAACUUGGCCAUGUUCCGACAAGAGAUCAUCGCCGAAAAGUCCAAUAACAAAUUAAAGUAUGGCCAGAAAUUCACAGUGCAGAUCCGUGGAAGCGGUGUAAUCGACCAACAAAAGCUUCAAGUGACGAUUUACUCGCCGCCGUUUGUGACCCACGGGAUCUGCAUGAAUCAGAGAUUGAUUCAAUUGGGGAUUUUGGAAUUUAAUAAAGAUGUAAUCCCAAAUACAAACAACAUUGUUCUUCAAGCUCCCAUGAAUGGCAACAUUGCGCAACCUGGUUAUUACAUGCUCUUCGUAAACUACAAUGGGGUGCCUUGCCUUCGAUCGAUAUGGAUACAAAUUUUGCCAUAAAUAUUUCACUGGAAGCAUUGAAUCGUCGAAGACACUAUAUACAAUUAUUUUAUUUAUAUAUAUAUAUAUAUAUGAAGUAUUCUAUUUACAUUUUGUUGCACCCACUAUUGUUUUGAAGAUCAUAUGAAAAAUUUAAUUUAUUUAUUUGCUAAUUUUUUC